UGUCACGUGACCUGUUGGAUUGUUUGGGACCGCGCGCCUUUCAGUGUUGGCGGGUAGACAACACUGCUUGCUGCUGAGCUGACAACAAGGAUAAUUUCACUCGAUUUAUAAUCAAGAAUAUGUCGAACUGGACCAGAGGCAAACGACGUGAAACUCGCGAAAACGAACAUGAGAAUGGGAGCUCUGGUCCGUCCCGGUGGUCCCACUGCAGGAAAAGAGGGGUCGACGGAAGCCUGCGGGCCAACAGAGAGGAGGACGCUGGUCGAGAAAAGGGUGGGCACUCCGACAGCAGAAAUGCUAGUUUCACCACUCCAGAGGGCACAGGCCCGGUGUCUCGCUGCGGCAGAAAGGCUGACUGGGGCAGUCAGGUGGAGAAUGAUGAAAUGAAGAGAGACGUACACAGAGACAUGCAGCGUUACAGGAGGAGGAUACUGGGUGCAGAGGUCACCCAGAGAGAGAGGAAGAUCUCCUCUGGCUCAUCGGGGAGCUGCGACUCAAAAGAGGGGGAACACAUUGAAACUGAUGAGGCAGUGUUGCUAAGGCGACAGAAACAGAUCAACUAUGGAAAGAAUACACUGGCCUAUGAUCGGUACAUCAAAGAAGUUCCAAAGUAGGUCCAC
Molecule: messenger RNA, 620 nt
Organism: Notothenia coriiceps (black rockcod)
Lineage: Eukaryota; Metazoa; Chordata; Actinopteri; Perciformes; Nototheniidae
Product: histone RNA hairpin-binding protein-like
Exons: 5
Coding region: 120-614 (164 amino acids)
Biological process (GO): mRNA transport; mRNA 3'-end processing by stem-loop binding and cleavage
Cellular component (GO): cytoplasm; histone pre-mRNA 3'end processing complex
Molecular function (GO): histone pre-mRNA stem-loop binding; mRNA binding
Source: RefSeq, a predicted model, not a curated record